AUGGCGUCCCAGGUUGACGAUCCCGUCGCCUCUCACGGUCCUCUCAUCCCCUCCCUUUUCGACAAGGCAGAGAAAUACUGCAUCGCCUGCGGAAAAUCCGACAGGGUUGAGUUGUGUUCUCGCUGCAAAGGUGUCUGGUACUGCGACAAGAAGUGCCAGAAGGCUGACUGGCCCUGCCACAAGCUUCUCUGCAGCAAGUACGCCAAGGUCAACGACAUCGAGCCAAUUGAAGGCGGCUACCGAGCCUUCCUUUUCCGAUCUGACUCCCUCGAGCCGGACAUCGUCAUCCUCCCCGACUCGCAGCACGUGAGCCGUCCUCUCGACUCUGUUCUCGGCCUCUUGCGCCAGCCUGGCGACUACGAGCGCGGCCCGCCAAUCGAGCGCCCCGCGUUUGGAUUCAACGGUCGGCUGGGCCGUAACUACAUUGGUAAAUACCACAUCCAAGUCAUCGUCCGCGCCAACUACAUAGUCGACGGAUCUGUUGGGGAUAACUAA
Molecule: messenger RNA, 495 nt
Organism: Diaporthe citri
Lineage: Eukaryota; Fungi; Ascomycota; Sordariomycetes; Diaporthales; Diaporthaceae
Exons: 2
Coding region: 1-495 (164 amino acids)
Biological process (GO): regulation of transcription by RNA polymerase II
Cellular component (GO): nucleus
Molecular function (GO): DNA-binding transcription factor activity, RNA polymerase II-specific
Source: RefSeq, a predicted model, not a curated record